AACACACAAAUUUUCUCUCUUUCUUUCUCUUUCUCUGUUUCUCUUUCUAUAGUCUUCCUUUGCAUGCGCCACCACAACCAAGACCAAUACCAAUGGGAAACAUCUGUACUCUCUUCAAGCAUAAGCCACCGCCACCAACCACCACAAAGAAGCGUUCCUCCGGCAACCGUUCUUCUUCGAGGAAAGAGAAGAAGCUCGACGAUGCUGCGAUUCGAGAGCAGGCUAUAGCUGCUGCCAUACUCUUCAAGCAGCACCAGGCGCAGUUCGAUCGUUCAAGUUCUCUACGCUACGCCAAUGGCCACUCUAAGAAGAACGCCUUGCCACGAAGUUCGAGUUCCAGAGCCAGGUCCCUCACUGACCCUCUCCUCCAACCCCAUCAGCUUCUUAAUCAGGGUGUAAAGGUUGAUGAACUUGAGACCAAUCAUUUUGUCCUUGUUCAUGGAGGUGGCUUCGGGGCCUGGUGUUGGUACAAAACUAUAGCACUUCUAGAAGAAAGUGGCUAUAAAGUAGCUGCCAUAGAUUUAACUGGUUCUGGAGUCCAUUCAUUUGAUACCAACAACAUUACAAGUCUGUCACAAUAUGUGAAGCCACUUACUGACUUCCUUGAAAAACUUCCUGAAGGAGAUAAGGUGAUUUUGGUUGGACAUGAUUUUGGUGGGGCAUGUAUAUCGUAUGCGAUGGAGUUGUUUCCUCUUAAGAUUUCCAAGGCUGUUUUUAUUGCUGCAGCAAUGCUGACUAGCGGACAUAGUACUCUUGAUAUCAUUUCUCAACAGGCAGGUUCAAAUGAUCUUAUGCAACAGGCUCAGAUUUUUUUGUAUGCUAAUGGGAAUGAUCGCCCUCCCACUUCUAUUGAUCUGGACAAGUCUUUGUUGAGGGAUUUGUUAUUCAACCUAUGUCCCACCAAAGAUGUUGCUUUAGCUUCUGUCUCAAUGAGGCCCACACCAUUUGCACCAGUUUUAGAGAAACUUUCCCUUUCAGACCUGAAAUAUGGAUCUGUAAGGAGGUUUUAUAUAGAAACUCUUGAAGACAAUGCCAUACCCAUCUCACUCCAGGAGAACAUGAUAAAUGCAAGCCCCCCAGAAAAGGUUUUCCGUUUGAAGGGUGCUGAUCAUUCUCCUUUUUUCUCAAAGCCUCAAGCUCUUCAUAAGUUACUGGUAGAGAUCUCAAAGAUCCGUUAAGAACAUUCAUUGCCUAUAUUGUUUGUGAAGUCCCAUCCAUGCUAAAAGCUUCAUUAACAUGAAAUAGGAAUGUGCAGUUGCCUUAUCAUGAAAGUGUAUUGUGUGCAAGUCUCAGGUUUCAUUCUUCUUCUUCUUUGGAGUUAAGCUAGAAAACUUGCUUGUUUAACCUGUAACUUGCAACAGGUAUUACUUACAACAGAAAAACCAUGUUAUAUUGCAAGCAUUACUAGUUAAGAGUGUCAAGGUUUUCUGAUUAAAGUUGCAAGUUACCUGAUAGACAAUAAAAAAAAAAAUACUUGUAAAUUGUUACUAUUAAGGAAAUUUUAUGGUAACGCCACCUUCCAUCUUAGUAAGGGAUCAUCACAAUGCAGAGGUACAUUGGAAGGAAGAAAGUCUUGGUCAUCAAAUGUGUUAACAUUCUUUUGAUGUUCCAAUAAUGCUGCUGGUUGCUGGAGGUUUACAUUUUGAGAGUCCUGGAGACUCCUUAGAGGUUUACAUUCUUCUUCUUCUUCUCUUUUUUUUUUUUUAAGGUAGUUUUCCCAAAUAUUUUUGCAUGCCACUCUAAUUAUGAUAAGUAAUUUUGUAUCUUUUGCAA
Messenger RNA from Gastrolobium bilobum, 1773 nucleotides. Its product is annotated as putative methylesterase 11, chloroplastic. The record is from RefSeq and is a predicted model, not a curated record. The coding region runs from base 93 to 1178 and encodes 361 amino acids. The transcript is spliced from 5 exons. Lineage: Eukaryota; Viridiplantae; Streptophyta; Magnoliopsida; Fabales; Fabaceae. Gene Ontology annotation, molecular function: methyl indole-3-acetate esterase activity; methyl jasmonate esterase activity.